This is a messenger RNA of Fonsecaea nubica, 945 nucleotides long. RefSeq lists its product as hypothetical. The record is from RefSeq and is a predicted model, not a curated record. The coding region runs from base 1 to 945 and encodes 314 amino acids. The transcript has a single exon. Lineage: Eukaryota; Fungi; Ascomycota; Eurotiomycetes; Chaetothyriales; Herpotrichiellaceae.
AUGGCCCAGAAAAUCAUCACUGUCUUUGGUGCCACAGGCAACCAAGGUGGCAGCACAGCCUCUGCUAUUUUCAACAACCCUAGUUUGUCUUCCAAGUACAAGGUCCGCGCCAUUACUCGCGACACGUCCAAGCCAGCAGCACAAGCUCUUGCCGCAAAGGGCGCUGAACUAGCCAAAGCUGACAUCAACGAUGUCGAAAGUGUGAAAGCUGCCGUCACAGGUUCGUACGGUGUCUUUGCCGUCACCAACUAUUGGGAGACGCAAUCCAAAGAAGCCGAGAUCAAGCAAGGCAAGAACGUUGUCGAUGCAUGCAAGGCUGCCGGUGUCAAGCACUUGGUUUGGUCAACUUUGCCACAUGUGACAAAGUUGACCCAAGGCGAACUUACCAAGGUCGAGCACUUCGAGUCCAAGGCUGAAGUGGCAGAGUAUGCCGAGCAGGUCAAAGGCGACAUGAUCGUUUCGUACUACAUGCCGGGAUACUUCAUGUCCAACUUCAAAACCCAGUUCAAGCCGGAUGAAGAGACUGGCGCGCUCACCCUGACACUCCCAUGGAAUCCCCAGAGUACCUGGGUACCCCUGAUUGAUAUUCAGAACGACACCGGUUUAUUCACUGUGGGCCUCCUCGAAGCUGGAUCGAAGGCGAAUGGGGUCCACGUUCAAGGUGUCGGCGAGUGGAUGCACCCUCAAGAGAUUGUCGAGACGCUCUCGAAGCUAAAGGGCAAGGAGAUCAAAUUCGUCGAACAGCCUGCCACUGUCGAGUCUGCUGCGAAAAUCGGCAACAAGAUUGCAGAGGAGCUGGCACAAAACAUGAUGCUGAUCCGAGACUGGAGCUACUACGGCAAGGGAACCGAGAAGAAGCAAGCUGAGAGUGACAAGUUCUUGGUGCCAGGUUCCAAGAAGACCUCCUGGAAGGAGUUUGUUGAGCAAACCAACUGGUCGUUCUAA